Molecule: messenger RNA, 5761 nt
Organism: Zalophus californianus (California sea lion)
Lineage: Eukaryota; Metazoa; Chordata; Mammalia; Carnivora; Otariidae
Product: 40-kDa huntingtin-associated protein
Exons: 3
Coding region: 129-1283 (384 amino acids)
Biological process (GO): vesicle cytoskeletal trafficking
Cellular component (GO): early endosome
Molecular function (GO): protein binding
Source: RefSeq, a predicted model, not a curated record
GCAACGGCGCGCGCAGGCUCCGCGAGCGCGCGCGGUCGCGCGGCCAGCCCGAGCCGGCGGGACGCAAGGCACGUCGCGCCCAAGCGCCGCCACGUCCGACGGUCUGCGUCAGCGCGAGGGCGGCGAACAUGGCGUCGUCUGCCGCCGGCCUCGGCGGCGGUGCGGGCCCGGGGCCCGAGGCUGGGGAUUUCCUGGCACGCUACCGCCAGGUGUCCAGCAAGCUGAAGAAGCGGUUCCUGCGGAAGCCGAACGUGGCGGAGGCGGGCGAGCAGUUUGGCCAGUUGGGCCGCGAGCUGCGUGCCCAGGAGUGCCUGCCCUACGCGGCCUGGUGCCAGCUGGCGGUGGCGCGCUGCCAGCAGGCGCUCUUCCACGGGCCUGGGGAGGCGCUGGCGCUGACCGAGGCCGCCCGACUCUUCCUGCGGCAGGAGCGCGACGCGCGCCAGCGACUCGUCUGCCCGGCAGCCUACGGGGAGCCGCUGCAAGCCGCGGCCAGCGCUCUGGGCGCCGCCGUGCGCCUGCACCUCGAGUUGGGCCAGCCGGCCGCCGCCGCCGCCGUCUGCCUCGAGCUGGCCGCCGCCCUGCGCGACCUGGGCCAGCCGGCCGCCGCCGCCGGCCACUUCCAGCGCGCCGCGCAGCUGCAGCUCCCGCAGCUGCCCCUGGCCGCGCUGCAGUCUCUUGGCGACGCCGCCUCCUGCCAGCUGCUGGCGCGCGACUACAACGGUGCCCUGGCGGUCUUCACGCGCAUGCAGCGCCUGGCGCGGGAGUACGGCAGCCACCCGGUGCAGCCACCGCCGCCCCUGCCGCUGCCGCCGCCGCCGCCGCCGCCGCCGCCGCCGCCGCCGCCAGGGCAGCAGGUGGGCCCCGGCGCGGCCCCGGCCCUGCCCGCCGCGCUGCUUCCUCCGAGCGCGGGCUCUGCGCCCGGCGCGCCCUCUCCCGCCGCGCUGGGAGCCUUCUCGGAUGUGUUGGUCCGCUGCGAGGUGUCCCGCGUGUUGCUGCUGCUACUCCUGCAGCCGCCGCCCGCCAAGCUCCUGCCGGAGCAUGCCCACACCCUGGAGAAGUACUCCUGGGAGGCUUUCGACAGCCACGGGCAGGAGAGCAGUGGCCAGCUUCCCGAGGAGCUGUUCCUGCUGCUCCAGUCCUUGGUCAUGGCUACCCACGAAAAGGACACCGAAGCUGUCAAGUCGCUGCAAGUGGAGAUGUGGCCGCUGUUGAGUGCUGAGCAGAACCACCUCCUUCACCUCGUUCUGCAAGAAACCGUCUCCCCCUCGGGACAGGGAAUCUGAUGAAUCACCUUAACUAAGAACUUAGUUGACUGGAAGUUACCUGUAUCCCAAAAACUUACUUCCAUGACGGUGGGAGGGAAACAACGACAACGUGAUAGAAUCAGUGGAGGACGUGGCUCUCUUCCCCAAAACUGCCCACAUACAAGUCCACGAUGUAUUCAUUCAUUUGAAAUUGACAGUGAGCCCAGUACUCGGGCUGUGCCACGCAAUGAAGCUACAGAGAUCCUUUGCGAUGUGGACCUUACUCAGCGGCAAUGCAAAUGUGUCCGGUGCAAGGGAGGGGGGCGUGUUCUAAUGCAAAUGUGUCUGAUGUGCCUUGGGAUUCACAGUUCUGGGUCUAGGUUCUAUUCUGAGAGGUAUGCCUCGUCCGCGUGACAACUUUUAUCUGUAGUAGGGAGCUCUCUGCAACUCUUAUUUAACUCAAAUAUGUAAAAUCGGCAUGGUUCUCUGGUAUUGUGCGGUCAUUUAUAUGCUAGACGGUGUCUUUGUUCCCCAAGAGCAGGAAAGCAUCCCAUUUCAAAAUAUUACAGUUACAAGGCUUUUUGGUCCAAAUGUUACGUGCAAACCUUACAAACUGGGCGUUUUUAAAUUCGAUUUUAUUCUCUUUACAGUUAGGGUUAGGGUUAGUAUGCAUCCUCUAGGCUGAAGUUGUAUACAGUACUAAUCUUUUUAGGGUGAGAUUUAAGGACACGGUUCGGCAGUAGGUUUCUGUUUUGCCUUUUGUGUGUGGCGGGGGGGGCAGGGAGGGGGAUAUGUGGAGGGUUGUCACCAUGAGUUAAGUGCCUCAAAAUGGGUGGGAUUUUUAGGGUCAUCUUUACUACCUCUAUUUCAACAAUGUGGAAGCAGUAGGUAAGGGAAUACAAGAGAGGCCCAUCUGAGACAGAAUCAGCCACCAUUCCUGUGCUCUCACUUGGCUGCCUGGAAGGGUCUUUUCAGAGCCCUAAAAGCCUAGUCUAACUUAUUGAAAAAGUGGGUAAGGUGUAUCCUUCUUUGUGCUUUUGCUUUUCCUGGUACACUCCUCUCAACCUGAACUGUAAGCCUGGACACUGUCUUACUGUCUUAGGACAAGAAUGCUUAGGAGUGAUGGAAUGUGACUGGUGAUAGUACUUGGGUUUGGGUUUAAGGAAAAGCUAGGCCUCUGGUCUAACUCCUUGCUGUGGGGACAUAAAGGGGAGGGAUUACCAGAAAGCCUGGUGUUGGGUAUAUGAGCAGCAUUAGAGUUCUCCAGAGAAACAAAAUGAACAGAAUCUAUGUAUAUGUGUAUGUAUACUUAUAUAUAUGUAUGUAUGUUUAUAUCUACAAAUAGAUUGAUUUUAAGUUAUUGGUUCACAUGAUUGUGGAGACUUGAAAAGCCCCAAAUCUGCAGGAUAGGUCAGCAGUCUGGAGACGCAGAAAAGAGGUGCAGUAGAAGUACAAAGGCAGUUUGCAGGCUUAAUGGCUGAAUUCCCUCUUCCAAGGGGGUCAGCCUUUUUCUAUUAAGGCUUUUCAUUGAUUGGAUGAGACCCAUCGACAUAUAGGGGGGAGGGGUAAUUCACUUUACUCAAAGUCCACUGAUUAAAUGUCAAUCUGAACUACAAAAUACCCUCACAGAAACGUUAACAGUAAUGUAUGACCAAAUGUCUGGGCACAAUGGCCUAUCCAAGUUGACACAAAAUUAACCAUCGCAAGUACACCCUUUAUCAACUUGGCACCCAGACCCAUCUCCUUUAUACAUUCUUAAAUUACUAAUAAAGAUAGUAACAAGGUUCUACUUAGACCUAACAUGGUGCAACUAUCCUGGGUACAACCAAAAACACAAUAACCCUUUGCCCGGUAGAAGAUGCACAGUCCUUGAGUAAUAUUUACUCUUCUCCUUGACAUACUGAAACUUAAAUAUUAUGAUGUAAAGUUAAGAAUACUUAAAUACUAUGAUAUAAAUUCAGUAUACCUUAUAUGAUGGGAGGAUAAGAAAGGGAAGAAAACAUAUUUUAUGCACACAAACUCAAACAUAACAAAUGAAGGAAAAACUCAUGUCAAUUACAAUCCCUAUUUCUGUAACUGAUCACAUGGUCAUAGCUGGUAUUCAUAAUACUGCACAAUUACACUAAUAUGAGGUAUCUAAAAUAGUCAUAUUCAUAGAAUCAGUGCAAUGGUAGUUGCCAGGGCCUUGAGGGGAGGGCAAAAUGGAGAGUCACUGAUCAAUGUGCAUAAAGUUUCAGAUAAGCAAGAUUAAUAAGUUCUAGAGAUCUGACAUAUAAUGUUGUACCUGUAGUCUACAAUAAUGUAUACUAAAAAAUGUAUUAAGAGAAUAGAUCUCAUUUUAAGUGUUAUCAAACUAGAAUAAAAUUUUAAAAAGUGAUGCUCUUCAAAUAAAAACACAGAAAGAUCAAAAGUAAAAGGAUGUAUAAAUAUAUAUCGUAAAAACAUAGGAAAGCUGGAAUGGUUAUUUAGAUAUUAGAAAAAUUAUACUCAUGUUGGAGAUUGUAGCAUCACUCUCUUAGAAAAUUGAAAUGUGCUCAACAUCUUUCAUCAUUAGUUAAUUGCAAAUUAAAACCACAAUGAGGUAUCACUCUGUAUCGAAUGGCUAAAACUAACCAACUGACAACAUCAAAUGUUAGCAAGAAUAUGGAACAGCUGGGACCCUCACACAUAGUGGGAGUAUAAAAUGGUACAAACACUUUGGAAAACAGUUAAGUGGUUUCUUAUAAAGCUAGAUAUACACCUAACCUAUUACCUAACACUUCCACUUUCAGGAAUUAUCCAUGGGAAGUGAAAGCAUAUUUGUAUAGAAAAUCUUGAACAUAAACAUUUAUAGUAGCUAUUUUCAUAAUAAAAAACUAAAAACAGGCCAGAUAUCCAUCAACAGUUGAAUGUAUAAAUAAAGUGUAGUUUAUCAAUACAGCUAAAUAACACUAAAUGACGAAGAGGAAUGGAUCAUUGAUACGUGCAAAAAUAUGGAUGAAUCUCAAAAGAGGCUUCACUGAAAGUACUUGCAUGUCUGAUUCCAUUUAUUUAAGUUCUAGAACAGGCAAAACUAAUACGUGGUGAGAAAAAAUAAGAUCAGUGGUUGCCUAUAGGAAAUGAGGAUGAGGCUAAUUGGGAAGGGGACUGAAGGAACUUUUGAUUUAGUAGUUCAAAUCCUUAGUAUUUACCCCAGGGAAAUGAAAAUUUAUGUUUAUACAAACCCUAUCCGUAAAUGUUUAUAGCAGUUUAUUCAAAAUUUCCAAAACCUGGAAACCAAAAUGUUCUACAAUAUGGAAAUGAUUAAACAAAAUGUGGUAUAUCCAUAUAAUGGAAUAAUACUUGCCAAUAAAACAUAACUAUUGAUACAUUCUCGAUGAACAAUCUAGAUAAACUUCAAAAAGCAAUAUGUUGAGUGAUAGUCAGUUUCAAAGGUGACAUCCUGGAUGAAUGUAUUUACAAGAUGUUCUGGGAAAGGCAGUUCUACAGAGAUGGAGAACAGAGCAGUGGUUGUCAGGAUUAGGUCUGAGGAAAGGGUUUGACUAAUCCUGAGAGUUUACUCCAAAAUACUGCUGCUUCAGCUUUCAUUUGGUGUGGAAAAGCAACAUGCAACAAGCAGGGGCCUUGAGCAGACACUAGCCUACCCUCAAGUGCAUGCCUUAGAUGACAACCAGCUGAGGCACAAGUAGGUGUAAGCACCUGAUAUGACUUUCCCAAUCACCCUGGUGUUAAACAGUCGCUUCUGCCUCCCAGCUCCUCCCUCUGUGGAUCCCUUAGAUAGGACUCCCACAGACCUUACCAAAACACCACUCUUUUUUGUUUGUUUUGAAUUGGUCAAUCCAGCCCUGGCCCGGAAACCCCAGAAAUAUUUCACCCAUGAACCUUAGUAAAGGCAUGUACUUCAGGUCCUGCUGCCCCCUCUCUGCAUGUGCCGUGCCUUGACUUCCCCAUGUGGCCCUCCAAACAUGCUGUGUACCUCUUCCAGGAGCUAUGAGUAAUACACCUCUCUGUUUCCCUUUCCCUUUCAAUCUUUGUUGAACCUUGGCUCACUAUCGGACACCCUUACCCCAGGCUCUUCUUAACAAGUGUUAAUUUAACAAAAAUGACAACAACUAAAAAGGGGCAGGAGUAUCAUACCAGAGACUUUUCUAGGUUGAUGGAGCUGUUCCAAGUCCUGAAUCUGGUGGUGGAUACACAUACCUAUACAAGUGUUAAAUUCAUAGAACUGGGCUCCAAAAAGGUUGAUUUUAUUGUAUAACAUAAAAAAUAAAAAACAUAAAAGAAAUAAUAGUUCCAUGGACUGCAUACAGUACCACCUGCCCCCCCCCCCGGCCCCCCACGUCUUUGUUGCAAAGUGAGGAUUUGAUUUUGCACAGCUCUAUACUUAAGCUACAUGAUUUUUAUCCUGAUCUGAUUUCUUAGCGUAGAUCAAUGUCUAUCCAUGUGACCACCCAAGUUCUCCUUUGUUUCAUCCGCCCCAUACAUAUUCGUGGGAAUGAUUUGAUUACAUACACCAUUGUGGCUACAGCCCUAAGUCC